Molecule: messenger RNA, 1032 nt
Organism: Dracunculus medinensis (Guinea worm)
Lineage: Eukaryota; Metazoa; Nematoda; Chromadorea; Rhabditida; Dracunculidae
Source: the annotation of a GenBank genome assembly
AUGUGGACUCACGAUUUAAGAACGAUUAGAAACAAUAAGCAUUUCAGGCUUCUUCCAUAUACAAGUAAUAUUUCAUUUCAAAAUAACGAUGCCGCGUGUAAAUUUUUACCGUCAUUAACGAGGAAACAACGAAUGCUAUGUAUCAGAAAUCCGUACGUCAUCGAACAAAUUAUUUCCGGUUUAAAGAGCGCCACAAAAGAAUGUCAAAAUCAGUUUAAGCACAAUCUUUGGAACUGCUCAAUAGUAGAAAAAGAAUUUCUCACAACACAAAUCAAAAUAGCAACACGUGAAACGGCAUACAUAUUUGCGCUAUCAUCUGCGACUGUGAGUCGAACAAUAGCUCGUGCUUGUUCGGAAGGCAAGAUCGCUAGCUGUAGUUGCGGUCAACAGCCGAGACGAAUGUCGAAGCAAUUCAUCUGGGCUGGUUGUUCGCAUAACGUUAAUUAUGCAAACCAUUUUGUGCGAAAAUUCUUUGAUGCUGUCGAACUAGAGAAUGCGAACGAUGCUCGUUCGAUGAUGAAUUUGCAUAAUAAUCGUGUGGGGCGAGAAAUUUUAAAGAAAAAUAUGCGACGUGAAUGUAAAUGUCAUGGUAUAAGUGGUUCAUGCGUUAUGAAAACAUGUUGGAAAGUUGUGGCUGAACUCGAACGUUUAGCCGCAGUUUUGAAGAGGAAAUACGCAAAUGCUGCUAAGAUUAAAGCAGUUACCGAUGGUGAUUCGCUAAUUCUGAAAACUGAAAGACGUUCAACAGGUCGCACUGGUCGAUUCUUGGAAUAUUCGAGGAAACUGCCAAAUAAAAAUGAAUUAGUUUUUCUUGAUGAUUCACCAGAUUACUGUAUAGUUGAUGAAAGCAAAGGUGUACGAGGGACUCAGAAUCGUGAAUGUGGACAAAAAUGCGAGAAAAUUUGUUGUGGACGAGGUUAUCGAAUUGUUCGAUCUACAGUUCAUGAACAAUGCAAUUGUAAAUUCAUUUGGUGUUGUGAGGUACGAUGCGAUAUUUGUAAAAAAAUUGUUUUUCAUAAUUUCUGUUUCUAA